AUGACUACCCUUAUUCUCAAGGUUGAUGAGAACGGAGAAACAAAGGAAAAAGGUGUUGUGUUUCUUCCAGCUUUACCGCUUCCAAAUAACUAUCAAGAUGGUGAUUACUUGUUCAAUCUAAGACUUGUUAUUCCUGCUGCUUGUCCAAUCUCUAGAAACGGUAUUGUUUGGAUCAAUGUUCCUGAAGAUGCUGACACCCCUUUCGAAAGAUCAAAAUAUCAUAAAAGAGCUAUAGAAAAUUCAUUCACGUGUGAUAAUGAAUUGGAUUUCAAGAUUUAUAAACCUGGUUCUUAUAGCUACUACAUUUCCUAUAGAGAUGAUUCUAAUCAUUUAAAAACCACUAGAAAGUUUUAUUUUGUUGUUCCUCCUUCACUUUAUAUCAAUAAUGAAUUUAUCCCAUUAAAUGCAAUUGCUCUUGAAUCUGUUAUUUCCAAAUGGUUGGGGCCAAGAACAAAUUGGGAUAAUGUCUUCAAUGAAAUCUCAAAGAAGAAUUAUAAUAUGGUUCAUUUCACUCCUUUACAAGAAAGAGGUGAAUCAGACUCUCCUUAUUCAAUUUUUGAUCAAUUAACUUUUGAUCCAAAUUUAUUUGAAAAUCAACAAGAUGUUGAACAAUUGGUUCAAAAACUUCAGAAAGAAAAAAAUUUAUUAUCAAUUACCGAUGUUGUCUUCAAUCAUACUGCUAAUAAUUCAACUUGGCUUAGAGAUCAUCCAGAUGCCGGUUAUAAUAAAGAAACUGCUCCUCAUUUAAUUUCGGCUAUUGAACUUGAUGGGAAAUUAUUGGAAUUUAGUGAUCGAUUAAAAGAAUUGAAUUAUCCAACUAAUUUAAACAACGUUUCAGAUUUACUUAAAAUUAUGGAUGGUAUCAAAGUUCAUGUGCUUGGUGAUUUGAAGCUUUGGGAAUUUUAUGUCAUUGAUGUUAAAAAUUCAUUGAAUGAAUUGAAACAAAUUUGGGAUUCAAAUCACCAAUUUGAAAAAAUUGAAAUCCCUGAAGAUAUUAAAGGUUCGUUAGUUAAAUUGGCUCAUUUCGUGGCCGAAAAUGCUGCAACUAUUACACUGGCUGAUCGUUACGCCAAUAAAGUUGAUCCAUUAAAAUUGGCCACUAUCUUGAACUCUGCCUUUGAUGUCCAUUCUUUCGAAGAAAUUGAAGAGAAUGCUCAUAAAAUCCUAGAUGAAGUGAACUUACCAAGAUAUAAAGAAUAUGAUAAUGAUGUUGGUGAUAUAAUGGAGCAGUUAUUUAAUAGAAUUAAAUAUUUACGUGUUGAUGACCAUGGUCCAAAACUAGGUGAAAUCAACAAGAAGAAUCCAUUAACUGAACCAUAUUUUACCAGAUUCACUGCAAAAGACGGGAAAGAUUAUCAAUUAGCUAAUAACGGUUGGAUAUGGAAUGGUAACCCAUUGGUGGAUUUCGCUUCAAAUCAAACCAAAAGUUAUUUAACUCGUGAAGUUAUCAUCUGGGGUGAUUGUGUUAAAUUGCGCUAUGGUUCAGGUCCUCAAGAUUCACCAUAUUUAUGGAACAGAAUUGAAGAAUAUGUGAAGUUAUCUGCAAAGAUUUUUGACGGUUUUAGAAUCGAUAAUUGUCACUCUACACCAUUACAUGUUGGAGAAUAUUUUUUGGAUUUAGCAAGAAGAAUUAAACCAAAUCUAUAUGUUGUUGCAGAAUUGUUUUCUGGCUCGGAAGAUAUGGAUAAUUUAUUUGUGGAAAGAUUAGGUAUUUCAUCAUUAAUCCGUGAAGCUAUGCAAGCUUGGUCUGUUGAUGAAUUAUCAAGGUUAGUUUACAGACAUGCUGGUUUGCCAAUUGGUUCUUUCCAACCAUUACCAUUAGAUGAUUUUGCUUAUCCUCCAGAUGGUAAAGAUGAAGUUAUUACAAAUUGCUUGUCAGAAAUACAAAUUCCAAGAAUCUUGAAACCUGCUCGCACACAUGCCUUAUUUAUGGAUUGUACACAUGACAAUGAAACUCCUUAUGAUAAAAGAACAGUUGAAGAUACUUUACCAAAUGCUGCUCUUGUUUCAUUAUGUGCAACAGCGGUGGGCUCAGUAUUUGGCUAUGAUGAGUGUUAUCCACAUCUAUUAGAUGUUGUUAAUGAGAAAAGACAGUAUACUUUUGGUAAUGGGAUUGGUGAAGUUAAAGCUAAACUUUAUGAGAUCCGUAAGUUAAUUUCAAAUUCAAGCUACAACGCAGAGGAUCAUGAAAUGCAUGUUCAUCACGAGGGUCAAUUUAUCACAUUACAGCGUUUGAAUGCGAAAACUGGUGAAGGUUGGUUUUUAAUUGCUCGUACUAAAUUUCAUCAAGCUGAAGAUCAAUGGUUAGCACCAGUGGUGUUGAAAGGUACCAAAGCCAGUCAUGAAUUUUCAUACAGCUUGGAGAAAAUUGGCGAUCCUUCAAAUGAUGAUUCAAAAUUAACUUCUGUUCCAGUGCACGUGAAGAAAUUAGAAAGUCCAAAAGUUGAAUAUAUAAAUGGUGAUUCAGAGAUUUCGUUACCAGAUUAUUUUCCUCAAGGUUCUAUUAUUGUUUUAAAGACAACAAUCGAGAAUGUGAAUCAAGAAUUGGAUGAUUAUAUAAGAAAUGGUGCUAUAAAGUCCACAGAGGGUUUAACUUUAUAUGAUUUAAAUGCUUUAUUGUACAAGUGUGAAUCUGAAGAAAGAGAUGCAAGUGCUGGUCAAGAUGGUGUUUAUGACAUUCCAAAUCAUGGCAAGCUUGUGUAUGCUGGAUUACAAGGCUGGAUUUCUGUGCUGAGAGACGUUAUCCAGAAUAAUGAUUUGGCUCAUCCAAUCUCGGAUCAUUUGAGAAAUGGUCUGUGGGCAUUAGAUUAUAUUACAAAUAGACUUCAAAAGUAUAGAGAUGAUGGUCCAAUAGAUACUUUCACUCGUUGGUUGAAAACAAGACUUGAUAGAAUUAAACAAGUUCCAUUCUUCUUGGUUCCUCGUUAUUUUGCUCUAGUCAUUGGUAUUGCUUAUGAAGCUUUAAGAUUUAGAGCAUUAACUUCAUUUGUCCCUGAAAUUCAAAAUGGUAAUUUAUUUUUACAGAGAUUGGCCCUUACUUCAAUUCAAAUGACUGGUAUAAUGAGAUCAACUUCUUUGGCUCCUUUUAAGCAAGUACCAAGUAUGGCGGCAGGUUUGCCACAUUUCAGUUAUGAUUACAUGAGAUGUUGGGGAAGAGAUGUUUUUAUUUCAAUCAGAGGUUUAUUAUUAGCCACUGGGAGGUAUGAAGAUGCUAGAAACCAUAUAUUGAACUUUGCUGCUACGUUGAAACACGGUAUGAUUCCUAAUUUAUUAGAUGCCGGUAGAAACCCACGUUAUAAUGCUCGUGAUGCUGCUUGGUUCUUUUUGCAGUGCAUUCAAGAUUAUAUCCACAUCGUUCCAGAUGGAGAGAAGAUACUCCAUGACAAAGUCAAAAGAAGAUUCCCAUUAGAUGAUCGUUAUAUUAAACAUGAUGAUCCAGAAGCUUUUAGUUAUGAAACUUCUAUAGAAGAUAUUAUUUAUGAGAUCUUGUCACGUCAUGCUAAGGGAAUCAAAUUUCGUGAAGCAAAUGCUGGUCCACGAUUAGAUAGUCAAAUGAAAGAUGAAGGUUUCAAUGUUGAAGUAUUUGUUGAUUGGGAAACAGGAUUAGUUCAUGGUGGGUCACAGUUUAAUUGUGGUACUUGGAUGGAUAAAAUGGGUGAAAGCGCAAAGGCUGGUAAUAAAGGUGUUCCAGGAACUCCACGGGAUGGUGCAGCUGUUGAAAUUAAUGGUUUAUUGAAAAGUGCACUUAGAUUUGUUAUUCAGUUAAACAAGAAAGGGUUGUUCAAAUAUGACUCUGUUGAGAAGUCGACUGGUGGUCAAAUUAAAAUCAAAGAUUGGGAUGGUUUACUUCAAGAUAAUUUUGAAAAGUGUUUUUACGUCCCAAAAGAUCCUAAAGAAGAUUCAAUGUACCGUGUUGAUCCAGCUAUUGUCAAUAGACGGGGUAUCUAUAAAGAUCUUUAUAAAACUGGUAAGCCAUAUGAAGAUUAUCAACUCAGAGCCAACUUCCCGAUUGCAAUGACAGUUGCACCGGAGUUAUUUACCCCAAGUAAAGCGUUAGAAGCUUUAAUCAUUGCAGAUGAGGUCAUUAGGGGACCGUUAGGUAUGAGGACAUUAGAUCCGUCAGAUUACAACUACAGACCUUAUUAUAUUAAUUCAGAUGAUUCAGAUGACUUUGCUACCUCAAAAGGUAGAAAUUAUCAUCAAGGUCCUGAAUGGGUUUGGUGCUUUGGUUACUUCCUGCGUGCUUUCCAUGCAUUCCAUUAUCAAGACGAAUCAUUCAAAAAUGAUUUAGGUGAGCCAUCAUCUGAAUUGAACCAGUUACUCGCUGUUAGACUCAAAGAGCAUAGAAAAUGGAUUAGAGAAAGUCCAUGGGCUGGUUUAACUGAGUUGACCAACAAAGAUGGAGAGCUUUGUCAUGAUUCUUCUCCAACUCAAGCUUGGAGUACCUCAUGCUUGUUGGAUCUUCACUUAGAUCUUUGGAACAAAAAUUUUACUUCAUAA
This is a messenger RNA of Hansenula anomala, 4500 nucleotides long. RefSeq names its product bifunctional 4-alpha-glucanotransferase/amylo-alpha-1,6-glucosidase (gene GDB1). Gene Ontology annotation, molecular function: 4-alpha-glucanotransferase activity; amylo-alpha-1,6-glucosidase activity. Bases 1 to 4500 code for a protein of 1499 amino acids. NCBI's taxonomy places the organism in Eukaryota, Fungi, Ascomycota, Saccharomycetes, Phaffomycetales, Wickerhamomycetaceae. The record is from RefSeq and is a predicted model, not a curated record. The transcript has a single exon. Gene Ontology annotation, biological process: glycogen catabolic process; glycogen biosynthetic process.